This is a messenger RNA of Colletotrichum higginsianum IMI 349063, 543 nucleotides long. RefSeq names its product DNA-directed RNA polymerase subunit. Bases 1 to 543 code for a protein of 180 amino acids. Lineage: Eukaryota; Fungi; Ascomycota; Sordariomycetes; Glomerellales; Glomerellaceae. The record is from RefSeq and is a predicted model, not a curated record. Gene Ontology annotation, biological process: transcription-coupled nucleotide-excision repair; transcription initiation at RNA polymerase II promoter; DNA-templated transcription. The transcript has 3 exons. Gene Ontology annotation, cellular component: RNA polymerase II, core complex. Gene Ontology annotation, molecular function: DNA-directed RNA polymerase activity.
AUGGCUACCCCCAUGUCUACCACCUCCCAGGACGAGUCGGCGAACAAGAAGCUCGAACAAAUCACCUUUCGAUUCUGCUCCGAAUGCUCCAACAUGCUCUACCCCAAGGAGGACGAGGAGACGCACCGUCUUCAAUUUACCUGCCGAACCUGCCAGUUCACCGAGGAGGCCCAGUCGACUUGCGUCUUCCGCAACGUCAUGAACAACGCUGCCGGCGAGACGGCUGGUGUGACCCAGGAUGUGGGCUCAGAUCCUACCGUAGGUGAUUCCCAAUGUGUUCUUGCCCCUGUUGUUUGCAUCGGGUGCGGCCACGCCAUCUUGUGCACUGGCUGCGGCAAUCCGUCCGACGACUUCAACGUCUCGGCCGUCGUUGUCCAACCCGCCGAUUCCCAGAGCAAGAAGGCGGAAAUCACCUUCCACGAUCAAACAAGGAAUGCCCCGUCUGCAAGGGCGGCGAGGCUGUUUUCUUCCAGUCUCAGCAGCGAAGUGCCGAGACGGAAACUGUUCUAUGUUUGCUGCGAUUGCGGUCACAUCUUCCAGUAA